Elephantulus edwardii (Cape elephant shrew) is the source of this 2337-nucleotide messenger RNA. It is a transcript of the gene ZNF227, whose product is annotated as zinc finger protein 227. Gene Ontology annotation, cellular component: nucleus. The coding region runs from base 88 to 2337 and encodes 749 amino acids. Gene Ontology annotation, molecular function: DNA-binding transcription activator activity, RNA polymerase II-specific; RNA polymerase II cis-regulatory region sequence-specific DNA binding. Lineage: Eukaryota; Metazoa; Chordata; Mammalia; Macroscelidea; Macroscelididae. The record is from RefSeq and is a predicted model, not a curated record. The transcript has 3 exons. Gene Ontology annotation, biological process: regulation of immune system process; regulation of cytokine production; negative regulation of transcription by RNA polymerase II.
GUGACGUUCAAGGACGUGGCCGUGGUCUUCACAGAGGAAGAGCUGGGGCUGCUGGACUCUGCCCAGAGGACCCUGUACCGAGAAGUGAUGGUGGAGAACUUCAAGAACCUGGUCUCUGUGGGACAUCAUCCCUUCAGACUAGAUAUGCUAUUCCAGUUGGAAGCAGAAGAAAAGCUUUGGAUGAUGGAGACAGAACCCCAGAGAAGUGAAUAUUCUGGCAGCAAGAAUCAAAAUGAGAUGACGCUACCUCAAAAAGCAGCAUUAAAGUAUUCUUUGCAUGAAGAGCUUAUCUCUUGGGAUAUCUGGGAACAAGUUGCAAGUGAAUUAACCAGGAGUCAAGACCCCACAAUAAAUCUGCAGGAAGAGAACCCCCGGUUAUUCCCUAAUGAUUUCAUUCAGGUUCCUGACAAUGAGAUCUGUGUCAUGAAGCGUAAAGGAGAUGGCCCUAAUUUUAUGGAAAAUCAGGAGUUUUCAAUGUUGAGUGCCCAGAAUUCUUGGAGGGAAACAUACCUGAAUGAGUCACAAAAUGAGGAUAGGAGUAAAGAAUUCAGCCUGCAAAUUCAUGAAAACUUGAGAAAGUCCUCACUUAGUGAGUAUGUUAAAAUUAGCCCAAAAUUGCAACCGUACAGAUGUGAAUGUGGUAGAAUCUUGAGUGAGAACCCCAGUCAGCAGUUCCCCUUAGGAGAAAACCCCCAUACGUGUACUGAGAGUUUCAGCUCUAGCUCAGUCCUUGCCAUUCCUCACAGUGUUCACUCAGGAGAGAAAUGUUUCAGCCAGAACUCACAAGUGCAAACUCAUCCGAGAAUUCACCCAGAAGGGACCCUCAGCAUGUAUCAGGCAUCUGGUAGUUCCUUCCGAGAGAGCUCUUUUCACAUGCAGCAGUCCUGUAACAAGGAAGAGAAAGCCUACAGCUGUGACAGUUGUGGUAAGGGCUUCAGUAACAGCACAGGCCUGACCAUCCAUUACAGAACCCACACUGGAGAGAAGCCGUACAAGUGUCAAGAGUGUGGGAAGUGCUUUAGUCAGAGUUCAGAUUUCCAGUGCCAUCAGAGGGUCCACUCAGAAGACAAACCUUACAAAUGUGAAGAAUGUGGGAAGGGCUUCAGCUGGAGUGUUAACCUCCGUGUUCAUCAGAGGGUGCACAGUGGUGAGAAACCCUAUAAAUGUGGAGCUUGUGGUAAGGGCUUCACUCAGGCUGCACACUUUCACAUACAUCAGAGGAUCCACACUGGGGAGAAACCCUACAAGUGUGAUGUUUGUGGUAAGGGGUUCAGCCACAACUCACCAUUGAUAUGCCACCGCCGGGUCCACACUGGUGAGAAACCAUACAAAUGUGAGGUAUGUGGGAAAGGCUUUACCCGGAACACAGAUCUCCACAUUCAUUACAGAGUUCACACGGGAGAGAAACCCUAUAAAUGUAAGGAGUGCGGGAAGGGCUUCAGUCAGGCUUCGAAUCUCCAAGUCCAUUGGAGUGUCCACACUGGGGAGAAACGCUUCAGAUGUGUUACGUGUGGGAAGGGCUUCAGUCAGUCGUCCAAACUUCAAAUUCAUCAGAGAGUCCAUACUGGGGAGAAACCCUACACGUGUAAUGUCUGUGGUAAGGACUUCAGUUACAGUUCAAAUCUUAAACUGCAUCAAGUAAUUCACACUGGAGAAAAGCCAUACAUCUGUGAGGAGUGUGGGAAGGGCUUUAGCUGGAGAUCAAACCUUCACACCCAUCAGAGAGUCCACUCGGGCGAGAAGCCCUAUAAAUGUACGGAGUGUGAUAAAUGCUUCAGUCAGGCUAUAGACUUCCGGGUCCAUCAGAGAGUCCACACAGGAGAGAAACCGUACACUUGCGAGGUCUGUGGGAAAAGCUUCAGUCAGUCCUCAGGGGUCCAGUCUCAUCAGAGAGUCCACACUGGAGAGAAGCCGUACAACUGUGAAAUCUGCGGAAAGGGAUUCAGAUACAGUUCCCAGUAUAUAUACCACCAGCGAAGCCACACUGGGGAAAAGCCAUUUAAGUGUGAGGAGUGUGGGAAAGGCUUUGGUAGGAGCUUGAAUCUCCGCCAUCAUCAGAGGGUCCACACAGGAGAGAAACCCUAUAAAUGUGAGGAGUGCGGGAAGGCUUUCAGUCUCCCAUCAAAUCUUCGAGUCCAUCUGAGCGUCCACAUGAGAGAGAAACUGUAUAAGUGUGAGCACUGUGGUAAGGGCUUCAGUCAGAGCUCACGUCUGCAGGCUCAUCAGAGAGUUCACACAGGAGAGAAACCUCACAAAUGUGAUCUCUGUGGUAAGGCCUUCCGUCACCGCUCACGGCUUAAAUAUCAUCAAAAAGUCCAUGUUGGCAAGAAUCUUUAG